Daucus carota subsp. sativus is the source of this 5224-nucleotide messenger RNA. RefSeq names its product protein transport protein SEC16A homolog. Gene Ontology annotation, cellular component: ER to Golgi transport vesicle membrane; endoplasmic reticulum exit site. The transcript has 13 exons. Lineage: Eukaryota; Viridiplantae; Streptophyta; Magnoliopsida; Apiales; Apiaceae. Gene Ontology annotation, biological process: autophagy; Golgi organization; COPII vesicle coat assembly. The coding region runs from base 218 to 4894 and encodes 1558 amino acids. The record is from RefSeq and is a predicted model, not a curated record.
UGACACGGAUAUUCAGUUAUUUAUUUUCGGUUCAACAUCGACACGCGUUGAAACAAGGUAAAAACUAUUCAAUUCUCAAGUCAAAAUCAAUUGUUUUAUUCUCUAAUUUUAAUAUGUUCGGUUAUUUUAGGGGUGAUUUGUGAAGUUGAUAGUUGAUAAUUUAGUGCAAUUGUGUUUGUAUGAUUUGUGAAUUUUGAGUUGAAAUUAGGGUUCUUGAAUGAUGGCUUCGGGUCCUCCAUUCGAGUUGGAGGAUCAGACUGAUGAGGAUUUUUUUGAUAAGUUGGUGAUUGAUGAUGAUGAUGAUUUUGUUGUCGAGGCUUCUUCAUCUGCGGUUUCGAAAUUGGUUAGUGGUAGUGAUUCUGAUGAUGCGAAAGCGUUUGCUAAUUUGAGUGUAGAGGAUGAUGAUGAUGAUGUGAAAGCAUUUGGUGGUUUGAGUGUAGGGAAUGUGGUUGCGGAAGUGAGUGUAGUGGAGGAUUCAAAUCGCGGUAGUUUGAGUUUGGGGGAGGGUGCUGUCGGUGAAGGUAUUGUGGGAGAUGGUAAAAAGGUGUCUUUGGUGGGUAAGAAAGGGGAGAAUGGGGGUUCUGUGGAUGCGUUGAGUUUAGUUGACUUUGAGGAUGUAGGUGAAUCUAAGAAUGUCGAUUUAGGGUCUGAAUUGGCAUUUGGUUUGGAUGAAGUUAGAGCUGGUAGUAGUUUUAGUAAUAUCGGUGGAGUAAUUAAUAGUGAUGCUGGGACUGGUGUUUCUAGUGAUGUCAGUGGCAGUGGCAUUUCUAGUAGUGCCAGUGGUUUGAUUAACAGUGAUGCAGGGAUAGCUGGCGUGUAUGAUUCGACUGAAGUCAAUGGCAGCAGUAUCUCUAAUGAUGUCGGUGGAUUGAAUAGUGGAAUUGCAGGGAUAGAGGUGGCAUCCAGUUUGGCUGAAGUUGGCGGCAGCAGUAUUUCAAGUAGUUUCAGUGGAUUGAAUGACGGCAAUCUAGGUACAGCAGCGGCGUAUGAUUUGACUGCAAGUAUAAAUAGUGGAUCUAGUGCUUCGGGUGUCAAGGAGGUGCAAUGGACUGCAUUCAGUUCUGAUGUCUUGCAGGAUGGUGGUAAUGGCUUCGGUUCAUACUCAGAUCUUUUCGGUGAACUUGGAGAUGGUGCUAAUGCUGGGGAUUUUGUUGAAAGUGCAUCGUCAAACAUGGUGGUGUCAGAUGGUGAUAUGUUUAAUGCUGCCUAUUUGGGUAAUGUUCAUAACGACUCACAACAUCAUGAUGCCCAGGUUUCUGGUGCUGAAGGUCACAAAAUCGCAGAUGUGCAAGAUUUGAGUAACAGCCAGACAUGGGAGAAUAUGUAUCCAGGGUGGAAGUAUGACCAUAAUACAGGGCAGUGGUAUCAAGUUGAUGGUUAUGGUACAACCACGGAUGUACAAGAAAGCUUUGAUCUAGCUGUCCAGGAGAACUCAGAGGUUUCUUAUUUGCAGCAAACUGCUCAGUCCGCUGUGGGGGCUAUACCCCAGAGCGGCACAAUUGAGAAUGUUACUAGUUGGAAUCAGCAGGAUUCUAUUGAGAACGUUACUGACUGGAACCAGCAGGCUUCGAAAGCGGGAGAUACCAGUGUUGCAAAUGUGUCAAAUAUGAAUGAGAUUUCACAAGGGAACAAUGCAUAUCCCCCUCAUAUGAUUUUUGAUCCUCAGUAUCCUGGUUGGUACUACGAUUCAAUUGCCCAAGAGUGGCUCUCUUUAGAUGCAUAUAUUUUAUCAACUCAAUCUAAUCUUCAAGCUGAGAAUCAUCUCAAUCAAAAUGGUUUUCAUUCUUAUCAUCAAAGUGAUGCGCAAAAUAAGGAUGUACCAGGGAAUGAUCUUGUAUACAGUUCUGGAAAAUAUGACAACCAAGUAGAAGAUCACAACUUUGGUGGGUCCUUCAGUAAUUACAGUCAACAGAAUUUAAAGAUCUGGCAACCUGAUCCUGUCACCUCAAGUUUUGGCGCUUCAGAUUUUGGUGAAAACCAGCAAUUGAAUAAUCACCAUGACUCAGUAUUCUCCGUGAACAACAAUGUUAGCCAGCAAAUUCCAUAUAGCAUUGGAGAAGCUGUUUCAUAUAAUGGGAAGUCAAGUCAGGAUCGAAGCCAGGGCUUUGUUCCUCGAAAUUUUAGUCAACAAUUGGAUCAAACAAAAUUUGAGCAGGAUGCACAGACGUUUACAUCAAAUAAUUACUAUGGCAAUCAGAAUAAGGCAAGUUACAUGGAGCAGCAGCAACAGAGUGGCCAUCAAUUCUCUUAUGCUCCAGCUGCAGGAAGAUCAUCAGACGGGCGUCCUCCACAUGCCCUGGUUGCUUUUGGUUUUGGUGGGAAACUUAUCACGAUGAAAGAUAAUAAUCUUGUACACAACUCUCCCUAUGGAGCACAGGAUUCAGUAGGUUCCUCAAUAUCUGUUCACAACUUGAUGGAAGUUGUGAAUGGAAGUACUGAUGCUAUGAGUACUGGAGCUGGUGUGUUGGACUACUUUCACAGUCUCUGUGGUCAAGCAUUUCCUGGUCCACUAGCUGGUGGUAGUGUUGCCAGUAAAGAAUUGAAUAAGUGGACUGAUGAGAGGAUUGCAUACUCUGAAUCUUCUGAUAUGGAUUAUGAGAAGGGAGAAGUGAUGAAAUUGCUCCUCUCAUUACUUAAAUUAGCUUGUCAGCAUUAUGGAAAGCUACGUUCUCCUUUUGGCACUGACAUCAACUUAAAGGAAGGUGAUGGUCCUGACAUUGCAGUUGCCAGACUACUUGCCUCUAAUAGCAAUAAUCAAAAAAUCAACAUGUAUGGUGCUGCAUCCAACUGUUUGCAAAAGCUACCUUCUGAAGAACAUAUGAGGGCAACCGCAGCUGAGGUUCAAACUCUUCUGGUUUCUGGUAGAAAGCAAGAAGCGUUACAAUGUGCACAGGAGAAUCAGUUGUGGGGACCUGCACUUGUUCUUGCUGCUCAGCUAGGCAAUCAGUUCUAUGCUGACACUGUGAAGCAACUGGCACUUCGUCAAUUGGUAGCAGGGUCGCCUUUGCGAACAUUGUGCUUGUUAAUAGCUGGUCAACCGGCUGAGGUGUUUACUGCGGAAACUGCUGUUGGUGGUGCUUUUGCUAGUGCUGUAAAUAUGUCUCAGCAACCCGCACAUAUUGGUUCCAGUGCUAUGCUUGAUACUUGGAAGGAGAAUCUGGCUAUGUUGAUUGCAAAUAGAACAAAAGAUGAUGAACUUGUGCUUAUUCAUCUUGGAGAUAGCUUGUGGAAAGAAAGAAAUGAUAUAACUGCUGCACACAUAUGCUACUUGAUUGCUGAGGCAAGCUUUGAGCCAUACUCAGAUAGUGCUAGACUUUGUCUUGUUGGUGCAGAUCAUUUUAAAUUUCCUCGAACAUAUGUCAGUCCUGAUGCUAUACAGAGGACUGAGAUAUAUGAAUACUCAAAGUUGCUUGGUAACUCUCAGUUUCUCCUGCUACCAUUUCAACCAUAUAAGCUUGUAUACGCAUACAUGCUAGCUGAAGUGGGAAGAGUAUCUGAUUCGUUAAAAUACUGUCAAGCAGUAUCUAAAUCUUUAAAAACUGGCCGAGCACCUGAAGUAGAAACAUGGAGACAGUUAGCAUCAUCUCUCGAGGAGAGGAUCAAAGCUUAUCAAGAGGGCGGGUUUUCAACAAAUAUGGCCCCUGCAAAAUUAGUGGGUAAACUGCUCAAUUUGUUUGAUAGUACUGCUCACCGUGUUGUUGGGGGAUCACCACCACCUGCACCAUCACCAACAGUUAAUAGUUUUCAGGGUAGUGAAAACUACAAUCAAUCAAACUUUAGAGUAUCUACUAGUCAAUCAACUAUGGCAAUAUCAACGUUAAUGCCUUCGACAUCAAUGGAGCCUAGAAGUGAAUGGCAUGCCACUGAAAAUAGCACAAUGCCCAACAGAAGUGUCUCAGAGCCAGACAUUGGUAGAACUCCCUCACAGACUGAGAGUUUAUCAUCAAAAGAUGCGAAUACUAGUAACUCACAAGGUAAAGCAUCAGUAUCUGCGGGGACGUCUCGAUUUAGCCGCUUUGGAUUUGGCUUUGGCUCUGGUUCGCAGCUCUUACAAAAAAUUCUGAAACCUCGCCAAGACAAACAGGCUAAAUUGGGUGAAGCAAAUAAGUUCUAUUAUGAUGAAAAACUUAAAAGAUGGGUAGAGGAAGGUGUUGACCCGCCUCCCGAGGAAGCAGUCUUGCCACCCCCUCCAACAACUUCAGCUUUCCCAAUCGGAACAUCAAAUAACAAUGCGAAUAGUGCAGUGAAAACUGAAGGAGCCCUCAGCAAUGGAGGGCCAAAUUAUCAAAGUCCGACCUCUUUGGGACAUAAUGCAGGGACACCUCCAGUUCCACCCACCUCAAAUCAAUUUUCAGCCCGUGGACAGAUGGGUGUCAGAUCAAGGUAUGUUGACACCUUCAACAAAGGUGGUGGAAACUCAACAAACUUAUUCAAAUCACCAUCUGUGCCUGCCAAUAGACCCACUAGCAGUGCGAGUCCAAAGUUUUUUGUUCCCGCGCUAAUAUCCUCGGUUGAUCAGCCGGCGGCCUCGGACAACACCCAACAACCAAUAUCUGGUAAUGAAAAUCAUGUCAUGUCAUCUGUGAACGACUCGAUUCAGUCUGCUGCCCCACCACCACAUAACAUGCAAAAGUUUCCAAGUAUGAACAACAUCCCAAAUAAGGGAACAACAUUGGCCGGUACAGGCAACAGCUCCCUUUUGUCCCACUCUAGGAGAGCAGCAUCAUGGAGUGGGAUCUCUAAAGAGUCUCCUCAGAGCAGCGCUGAAGCAAAACUUCUCGGAGAGGCGUCGGGCAUGCCACCACCAUCUUUUAGGUCUAGUGGCCCUGCUUCAGUACACUCCUCCGUUAGUGGUGGCAGCUAUGGGGAAAAUUUACAUGAAGUUGAACUCUGAUGCAAAGAUGGCGUGUACAUCUCAUUUUGUUCCUGGCAACUAACACACUGUCCAUAUCAAUAAAAAGUCCCAACGUAACCGGGGCAUAGAGAAGUACCAGUCCCCUUUCACAUAUAUUUUGUAUACCAAAGUGUAUCUGCUCAUAUUUCAUUUUAGGAUUUAUGAGGCAGCAGAAUUUUUCAGAAAUUGACGCCAUAAGUGGUGCUCGAGGAGCUGGUGGUUUUAUAACAGAGAGAAUAUUAAACUACAUAUAGCAAGGGGCUAUAGAAUUAAGUUAUACAUGUAAUUGAAACAUAUACCAAGGUUUUAAGAAACUCACGUUUUUUCCUU